AUGACUGCUAGCAUGAAACUCAGGAUACUUGUCUUGACGGCGUCAGAGAGCACUGCAGAGACAUUAAUAUGGGCACUAUCUCUGUUAUUAAAUGAUACUCGCUCAUUGAAACUAGCUCAAGAAGAGUUAGAUGAACAUGUAGGAAGAGACAGAUGGGUUGACGAAUCGGACAUCAGGGGCCUACCAUAUUUGCAAGCCAUCGUAAAAGAAACCUUACGUCUCUACCCACCUGGUCCUUUGGCAGGGCCUCGAGAGGCCACUGAAGACUGUUACGUCGGUAAGUAUCAUAUUAAAAAGGGUACUCGUUUAGUUGUCAACCUAUGGAGGAUUCAACGAGACUCGAGAAUAUGGGAAGAUCCACACGAGUUUAAACCAGAAAGGUGGUUCUGGAAGAAACAUACGAACAUUAAUUUUAAAGGACAAAAUUUUGAGUAUAUUCCUUUUAGCUCUGGAAGAAGAAUGUGCCCUGGUUUGAUGUUUGGAACCCAAGUAGUGCAUUUGGUGCUAGCAAGAUUACUUCAUGGAUUCAAUAUUUCAAUGCCAAGGGAGGAACCAGUAGAUCUGAGCGAGGGCUUAGGCAUUGCCUUGCCUAAAGUGAAACCUCUUCAACCACUUCUUUCUCCUAGACUAGCUGUGGAACUCUACCAAAGUCUUUGA
Molecule: messenger RNA, 657 nt
Organism: Capsicum annuum
Lineage: Eukaryota; Viridiplantae; Streptophyta; Magnoliopsida; Solanales; Solanaceae
Product: dimethylnonatriene synthase
Exons: 2
Coding region: 1-657 (218 amino acids)
Biological process (GO): defense response to other organism
Molecular function (GO): monooxygenase activity; oxidoreductase activity, acting on paired donors, with incorporation or reduction of molecular oxygen; iron ion binding
Source: RefSeq, a predicted model, not a curated record